Messenger RNA from Dermacentor andersoni, 603 nucleotides. RefSeq lists its product as uncharacterized. The record is from RefSeq and is a predicted model, not a curated record. Lineage: Eukaryota; Metazoa; Arthropoda; Arachnida; Ixodida; Ixodidae.
CGCAGUCAAUUCUUGCUCAAUAUGUAUCUUCUUGUUUUUCAGGCUCAAGAACAUUUUAACAACCAGUCAGUAAUGAUAAAAAUCAAGGUCAACAGUACAAUGCUGAAGGACGAUUGGCUGGUAUUUUACAAGAACAAUAAAUCCAUUAAUGGGCCCGAAACAUUGAAGAACAUGACACGAUACGCACAAACUGUAGGCGCGUCCAAUAAUUCUAUUUUAUAUCAUGCUUCAGGAUACUCUAUAUAUUCAGAGGACAAGGGGAAAGAGGACAACUAUAGUAAGCUUUUGUCAGACGUCUGCACAAACGGGACAUUUUGCAGAGGACCAAGCGCGGUGAUAUUUGUGGAGUUUCAAGGACAGUAUAAUCCACGCAGCAUGGUGAGAGGAACGGCGGGCACGUUUGGUGUGCACAAGGUCUAUUUUACUCUUCAAGACUUAAAAACUAUGAACGCUACAUUCGCGAACUGCAAACAAGGAAAGAGGCGAAGAAGAAAAGGACAAGGAAACAAAGGAAAAGGAAAAGGAAAGAAAGGAAAAGGUAGAAAAAGUGAAGCAACAAUAAAAAAGGCCGGGCCAAAAUAAAAGUACGAUGCUUUAAAUAAA